Oncorhynchus kisutch (coho salmon) is the source of this 5422-nucleotide messenger RNA. RefSeq names its product mitogen-activated protein kinase 10 (gene mapk10). The record is from RefSeq and is a predicted model, not a curated record. The coding region runs from base 421 to 1602 and encodes 393 amino acids. The transcript is spliced from 14 exons. Gene Ontology annotation, molecular function: MAP kinase activity; ATP binding. Gene Ontology annotation, biological process: protein phosphorylation. NCBI's taxonomy places the organism in Eukaryota, Metazoa, Chordata, Actinopteri, Salmoniformes, Salmonidae.
UUCUCCCUCCUCUUCUCUGGUAGGUCCACAAUGGUUGUACAGCCAGCAUCUUGCAACACAAUGGUUGCAAUACGGUGAACGGGGAGUGAUUCAGCAUUGCAAUCUCGAUUUCUAGGGUAUUCUUCAUCCAUCGCUGGGUUUUUCUUUCUUUCUAGUUAUCUCCAUCUUCACGUGUAUUAUUCUGUGCGUGUAAAAGUCGUUAAAUGUCUCCCGUCGGAAUGUUUUGAACAGAACUGUCACCGGACUAGGAUCGUCGUCAGCUGGCACGGAAUGGUAUUUAUGAGGAGUGAUUUCUUCUAUUACUGCAGUGAACCUGUCCUGGAUGUGAAAAUAGCCUUUUGUCAGGUGUGUGUUCCUUACAGGUAAACUAAGGGUUUUGGUAAACAAGUGGAUGUGUCAUAUAUCGUCAAACACUACAACAUGUCUAAAAGCAAAGUGGACAACCAGUUCUACAGCGUGGAAGUAGGAGAUUCCACCUUCACAGUUCUCAAACGCUACCAGAAUCUAAAACCCAUCGGUUCUGGAGCUCAGGGAAUCGUUUGUGCCGGGUCCGAUUCGGUCCUCGACAGGAACGUGGCCAUCAAGAAGCUCAGCAGACCCUUUCAGAACCAGACCCAUGCCAAGAGGGCAUACAGGGAACUGGUGCUCAUGAAAUGUGUCAAUCACAAAAACAUCAUCAGUUUAUUAAAUGUUUUCACACCACAGAAAUCAUUAGAAGACUUCCAGGAUGUGUACCUGUGCAUGGAGCUGAUGGAUGCCAACCUGUGCCAAGUGAUCCAGAUGGAGCUGGACCAUGAGAGAAUGUCUUACCUGCUCUACCAGAUGCUGUGUGGAAUCAAACACCUGCACUCCGCUGGCAUCAUUCACAGGGACCUGAAACCUAGCAAUAUAGUGGUGAAAUCUGAUUGUACUCUGAAGAUCCUGGACUUUGGCUUGGCUAGGACUGCAGGCACCAGUUUCAUGAUGACCCCGUAUGUGGUGACGCGGUACUACAGAGCCCCAGAGGUCAUCCUGGGCAUGGGGUACAAAGAGAACGUGGAUAUAUGGUCGGUGGGGUGCAUUAUGGGAGAAAUGGUGCGUCACAAAAUUCUGUUCCCUGGCCGGGACUAUAUUGACCAAUGGAAUAAGGUGAUUGAGCAGCUGGGCACGCCUGCGCCAGAGUUUAUGAAGAAACUGCAGCCCACCGUCCGUAACUAUGUAGAGAACAGGCCCAAAUACACAGGCCUCACCUUCCCCAAGCUCUUCCCUGACUGCCUCUUCCCUGCAGACUCAGAGCACAACAAACUCAAAGCCAGCCAGGCCAGAGACCUGUUGUGUAAGAUGUUGAUUAUUGAUCCAGCCAAGCGGAUACAAGUGGACGAAGCUUUACAGCACCCCUACAUCAAUGUUUGGUACGACCCAGCCGAGGUGGAGGCGGCCAGGGAUCUCGUCCAAAUAUCAAUGCCGCCUCCUGCUAUCUACGACAAGCAGCUGGAUGAGAGAGAACACUCCAUCGAUGAAUGGAAAGAACUAAUCUACAAAGAGGUGAUGAACUUUGAGGAGAGGACGAGGAACGGGGUGGUGAAGGGACAACCCUCUACCUCAGGUACUCUCAGUGCAUAACCUAGUCCCCUCUGUGCAGCCGUGAACAGCAGUGGUGAGAGUCUCCCUUCCCCCUCCGUCAACGACAUCUCCUCCAUGUCCACCGACCAGACCCUGGCCUCAGACACCGACAGCAGCCUGGAGACCUCUGCAGGACCCCUGGGUUGUUGCAGGUGACUAGCAGCCUGCCUGCGCAACCCCAUGUUCUUCAGAAGGUGAAACACAAUGUCCAAAACAACCCAACCAACCUACCUACCUACCAACCACUACCAACCGAAACCUGAAAAAGAACAAAAAUUAUUAAAAGAGAAAAAAAUUAUGAUAUGAAUGGGAUGAUUAAGGAAACAUAAAGUAAUUAGUAUAAGAAUUAUGAUUCUAAAAUUUAAGCCUGCAUUUUCAUUCAAAAAUAAAUCACAAAAGUAUAAUGAAAAAAACUAAAAUAAACUAAAGUGAAAUAUAUUUAUUAACUUCUAGUUGCUUUACUUAUAUCUCCCCCUUAUAUGGCAUCAUAAAAAAUCCAAAAAGCUUAGACAGGCAUCUUUCUGUAAAGUGUCAUUAAAACUGGCUGUUCAUUCCCCCAAUACCUUGCAAGCGUCUGUGCUUCAGUCAAUGUGGCAAGGUGUUCUUCUUUUUGGUCAUUACUGCACAGUACUAUAUAAACCUCCAUUCACUUCCCCCACACCUGAUGUGAUGGUACUGGUAUGUUUUGAUAACCUCUAGGCUUGAACCUGGGGUUGUCUCCUGUAUGGGUGUGACAGAUAGGUGUGUUUGAAUACUGUUAUUCCUGCAGGGGUUAGUGCUAGUGUUCCACACAGCACAGCGCCCCCUGUCUUCUGUAAAUAUGUAAUUCUGUUCAGCAGCGAGCUAGGCACACAGACGGACAGACAGACAGAGUGGGACUGAUGGCCAGUACUGGAAGUUCGUCUAUAGCGCACCUUGCCACAUGACAUCACCGCCUUGACCUUUGUCCCCUUAACCUUUGCCCCUUGACCUUUCACCUUAGUUUAACCCCUUGCCUGUUAGACCUGCUGCAUGAUUACAAAAGCUAACUAAUUAUAUGAUUAAAUGACUAUAGAUACUUUUGUUUAUAUAACAUAAGUAAUUGAACUUUUCAACCGGAGUGGUGCUGAAACCCAGGGAUAGGGGAGCUCUAGUUAAUGAUGGAUAGCUAAAUAUAUAUAUUAACAUACAUACUGUAGUGAUUGGCUGCAGGAGAAGUCAUUGGGGCGUACAGUACUAUCACUGUCAUCGCUGAGUAGGAUUGGGGUCAAUUCCAUUUAAAUUCAGUCAAUUCAGAAUGUCAACUGAAAUUCCAAUUCUAAUUCCAUAUUUUCAUCAUUGAAACACAUUCAGGAAGAUUGGAAUUUGGAACUGAAUUUUUCAAUUGACUUCCUGAAUUGACAAUGGGACUGACCCCAAACUUGUCGCUGAGCUGGAACCUUAAGUUCUCAUUUCUUUUUUGUGUUUUUUUGUUGAAAUGAAAUGAUAAAAUCCCUUCUGACUGCACGCCUGCACCACGCCUACGGGCUGUGGACCGGCCCACCCACCCACAGCCAGUCAUUCCCAAUGUCACCUACCCACCAACCAGGGUGGUCACUCACUCUGUUUCUGUGUCACUACUGUGGAGUAAAGAAGAGGAGAGAAGGAGACCUAUAUGUGUGUGUUACUAUCUGAAGAACGCUUUGGGGGGGGGGGGGGGAUCAAGAGGUUACCUCAUAGAAUAGUUUAGUUCCUCAAUCACAUCUGUGACUACUACUUACUGUAAUGACUACUACUUACUGUAAUGACUACUACUUACUUAUUGUAAUGACUACUACUUACUUACUGUAAUGACUACUACUUACUGUAAUGACUACUACUUACUUACUGUAAUGACUACUACUUACUUACUGUAAUGACUACUACUUACUUACUGUAAUGACUACUACUUACUGUAAUGACUACUACUUACUUUCUGUAAUGACUACUACUUACUGUAAUGACUACUACUUACUUACUGUAAUGACUACUACUUACUGUAAUGACCACAACUUACUGUAAUGACUACUACUUACUGUAAUGCCUACCCAUUACUGUAAUGAAUACUACUUACUGUAAUGACUACUACUUACUUACUGUAAUGACUACUACUUACUGUAAUGACUACUUACUUACUGUAAUGACUACUACUUACUUUCUGUAAUGCCCACUACUUACUGUAAUGGCUACUACUUACUUACUGUAAUGCCUACUACUUACUGUAAUGACUACUACUUACUGUAAUGACUACUACUUACUGUAAUGACUACUUACUUACUGUAAUGACUACUACUUACUUUCUGUAAUGCCCACUACUUACUGUAAUGGCUACUACUUACUUACUGUAAUGACUACUACUUACUGUAAUGACUACUACUUACUGUAAUGCCAUAUUUUGUCAAAAGGGAAUCAGCUGAUAUACCGACUACCUAUAAAACCAGUAAUGUUAAAAAUAAGGAUUUUAACUGAAUGUUUAUUUAUUAUUGAUUAUUGAUUAUUUCAUAGACUGAACCUGAAUAAUGGGAAGUGCCUUGUUUGGAAUGAUGCCGUUUCCUCAUCUUAGAUAUGCAGUAAUAACAACAACGCAGCAAAACCAUUGAAAUGAAGUUGGUGUCUGGUAGGGUUGAAACAUUUCUGGUAACUUUCCCAGAAGUCCCAGGUUUUCCAGAAAAUCCUGGUUGUAGGAUUCCCAGUUGGAUGAUUCCCUCCCUUUUCAUUCCCUCCUGAACCCAGGAAUCCUCUAUCUUAUAAUCCGUCAACUUUAUGAAAAGCUGUGAAGUUUGGGAAAGUUUACCAGAGAUGUUGAAACCUUAGUGUCUGGCCUGUCCUGUUCAAUCUGUUUCCGCAUGGUGCCACUGUCUGCACCUACCUGCACAUAGUCACCACUACUGACUGAUACCCAUGUCCUCUCUAUAGGAAGUACACUACAACCAUCACCAUGGAAUCGUUGCAUCUUUGACUAACUUAAUCAUGUAGAAAUUGGAACCUACUUUUUAAACACACUGGGACUGUUGUUAAAAUGCAGAUAAAGACUCAUCAUCUACAUGUUUUUCUGACCUAUAUAGUUACCUAGCAACUGAGCAGAAUACCUUCUAAGUUCUUCUGACCUAUAUAGUUACCUAGCAACUGAGCAGAAUACCUUCUAAGUUCUUCUGACCUAUAUAGUUACCUAGCAACUGAGCAGAAUACCUUCUAAGUUCUUCUGACCUAUAUAGUUACCUAGCAACUGAGCAGAAUACCUUCUAAGUUCUUCUGACCUAUAUAGUUACCUAGCAACUGAGCAGAAUACCUUCUAAGUUCUUCUGACCUAUAUAGUUACCUAGCAACUGAGCAGAAUACCUUCUAAGUUCUUCUGACCUAUAUAGUUACCUAGCAACUGAGCAGAAUACCUUCUAAGUUCUUCUGACCUAUAUAGUUACCUAGCAACUGAGCAGAAUACCUUCUAAGUUCUUCUGACCUAUAUAGUUACCUAGCAACUGAGCAGAAUACCUUCUAAGUUCUUCUGACCUAUAUAGUUACCUAGCAACUGAGCAGAAUACCUUCUAAGUUCUUCUGACCUAUAUAGUUACCUAGCAACUGAGCAGAAUACCUUCUAAGUUCUUCUGACCUAUAUAGUUACCUAGCAACUGAGCAGAAUACCUUCUAAGUUCUUCUGACCUAUAUAGUUACCUAGCAACUGAGCAGAAUACCUUCUAAGUUCUUCUGACCUAUAUAGUUACCUAGCAACUGAGCAGAAUACCUUCUAAGUUGUUUUGUUUUGUAUCUGUAAAUGUCUUAUUUGAUCAGUGUCCUUACAUUUCAAUAAAGGGAUGAAAUAAGAGUU